AUGUCCUCUCUUCGUUUUUAAUCUCGUCUGACCCUUUACUGCUCCUGUUCCAGCAGCCGAGAGCGGAAUGUAGGCCAUGCUCCUCUGGCCGUUAUUUUGCGUCUGUUACGUCUGACGUCAGCGCGUCUGCUGGCCGAAUGUUUACAUCCAGCAGUGCUUCUGUUCCUCUGACUGGAUCUUCACAACAACAAACGGCUGAACACAAGGAAACCCGCUAAGACAGAGCAUAUCAGUCGGCAUUUUCACAAGUCAACAUGGGGGGAGCUGUAAGUGCUGGUGAGGACAAUGACGACUUGAUUGACAACCUGAAGGAGGCGUACUACAUCCGCUCAGACCUGGUGGAGCGGGCUUUCCGAGCUAUCGACCGGGCUGACUACUACCUGGAUGAAUAUCGGGACAAUGCUUACAAGGACUUGGCAUGGCGGCAUGGAAACAUCCACCUAUCUGCUCCGUGUAUCUACUCUGAGGUGAUGGAGGCUUUGGAUCUCCACCCGUGCCUCUCCUUCCUCAACCUCGGCAGUGGGACUGGCUACCUCAGCACCAUGGUCGGCCUCAUAUUGGGACCAUUCGGAGUGAAUCAUGGAAUAGAGUUACAUGCAGAUGUGAUUGAGUACGCCUAUCAGAAGCUGGACUCCUUCAUCAAAACCAGCGACAGCUUCGACAAAUUUGAAUUCUGUGAGCCAUCCUUUGUCGUGGGUAACUGCCUGGAGAUUCCUCUAGAGAGCCGCCAGUAUGACCGGGUGUAUUGCGGGGCCGGGGUGCAGAAGGAGCAUGAGGAUUACAUGAAGAGUCUGCUCAAGGUGGGGGGCAUCCUGGUGAUGCCUCUCGAGGAAAAGUUGACCAAGAUCACGCGCACAGGGCUGAACAGCUGGGAGACCAAAAAGAUCAUUUCUGUGUCCUUCGCUCCUCUGGUGCUGCCCAAACACAUCACGAAUGGCAAACCCAAGACUGUCCCACUACCCAAGUAUGAGGUCCGGACGUUACAGGAGCUGGCCCGUAUCUGCAUCCGCCACACCCUCCGAGUGACCACCGACGGAGGAGACAGCCAAUCGCGCGGCCGCGGCUCCUCGUUCAGCGUAGGCAGGGGUCUAGCGGUGGCCGGCCUCCAUAAAUACGGCCCUCGCUUCAAGCGCAGACGCGUCCACCGUCGCCACUGCAACGCCCUGGUCCUGGCCACGCGUCAGGUGGUGGCCAGCAGUGGGUUCGGCCCCGCUCCCCUGGACAGCAACAACAACCAGGGAGGAAGAGCGGAGGAUGAGGAGGAGGAUGCGGCGGCAGAGAGGGAGACGAGGCGGCAGAUGAGAGGGAGCAGGAGGGCGGGGAGAGGAGCAGGAGGGUCGGCGGUGGUGGAGGAGGAUGAGACGGUGGAGGAAGAAGACGAAGAGGAAGAGCAUGAGGAGGAAGAGGAGAAGGAGACCGGGGAGCUGCUCCGACCCCAGCCGGCCGUCAACGUCCUCAGAGAGAGGAUACUGGGCCUGCCGCUGCCUGAGCCACUGAAGAUGUACCUGCUGUACUACAGAGAGAAAUGAGCCACGGCUGCGUUCUGAGUCACAGCUUGGAGCUGAGUGCGAUGACUCAGCAGAGGCUGAAGUCUCUGUUACAACCCCGCCACCACCUGUACAAGGCAGGACUAGGGCUGGGUACCGAAUUCAAUACUUUUUAGCCACGGACCGAAUUGCCUCUGUAGUAUCGAAAAAAUGCCUCGUCAUUCAAUACCAAAUUUCAAUACCUAAGGAAUAAAUCUCAUCAACAUCAGUGAGCCAAUAAACAUGCGGGAUUCUUCCACUAAGAUCUAAUAAUGCUGCUGAUUGGCUGUUUCACGUUACACGUCGUAGAGACAUGCAGGAAAAACUCUACGUUACGCACAGAGACGGGGCUCACGUAGUAGGAGCUGAAAAAGAAAUAAAACGAUUUGAGCUGUUAUGUUGCAAUUUAUUUUUGUUAAAAUGGAUUUUUAUAAAAUUGGAAUCAAAAAAGUUUUGCUCGGGAACCGGUAUCGAAGUCACGGUAUUGGUAUUGGUACCGAUAUCGAAGAUUUUUGAACGAUACCCAGCCCUAGGCAGGACAACAUGCUACCUACCUUACUGGGGGGAGGGGGGGAGGGGGACCUUUUUCUCUCGUCUUCUCCAUCAUCCAUUCUCUUUCCAACUCCCUCUUUUUGCCUGGCUCCCACUGUUCUUUACUGACUCAUUUCCUGACACUAUAAAAGAGUCAGUUCAAUUCAUCCAGUGGAGGUGGAGGGGGAAUUAGGGGUUCAGUGUUUCAGACAACCAAACAGUCACUGAUGUAAGCUCUGUGUCUCCAUUGAGGUGCAAAAAAAUAUAGAUUUAAGUACGUAAAGCAUACACAGAUUAUCAAUUCGCUCUGCAUCUCUGUAUAUCCAACAUGCCAAUCAAGCCUUGCCUAACAACAGCUUAACGGAGGCCUGAGCAUCUACAGCGGGUAAAAGGCGAUUUAGCGGUGCUGAGAAAAGAGAACCGUCAUUGUUUAGGCUACAGGACAGAGUUCAGACACUGUAGCAACAGGCAGAGAGGGGAGCUUACCCAGAGACCAGAAGACAUAGGACUGUCCUAGCUCUUUUCUGUCCACCACUUGCAGCUGUACUCCGAGUUAGAAAUUACACAUUGAUUGUAUGAGUCGUGUGGAACUCGUUUUGUCCGCAAAUGGUGGAUCUAAUGGGGAUGGUCUACUUCUAGAAAGGAAGCCAGAGUGGGCCCAAAGGUCAACUUUGUGAGGGAAGACAAUGCAUUCAAAGAAAGAUUUCUUUCUUUCACUAUAUCUUAUUCAAUUAUAUUGAGGCUAGAGCUAGUGACCCUGAUGGUGUGAUGGUUGCCAUUUAUUUCCACUGAUUUUCAACUAAAAGGGGGAACUUUGUCUUGAACCCUCAGUCCAUUAAAUAAUUUAACUUUUCCAAGGCCAAGGGUUAAUUGUAUGAUUUAAAGUCCAACUUUGUUUAACUGUCCUAAAUCCUUACAUGUGUAUCCAAAGGGCAGUCUCAGUGUUUUCUCUACAUCCCAUCAGAUUCUAACAAAAAGAGAAUGACCAUAAAAGUUCACAUACUUACUAUUAUUCCAAUUUACAUAAAUAAACCAGCAUGAUUAAACACAUAACUAAUGUUUUAGAUGAGUGACAGUGCGCAGGUGUUUCUUUCACUGUCAUUGGUUGUUUUUGUUUUGGGUGUGUGCGGGUUCUUUUAAAUUUUGAGACUUGAAGUGGUGUGUACAUAUGCAAUUGUAUGUUUUGUGAAUCAUAAACAUGAAGAUACUUUGAAAAGUAAAAGGAGUAUCUUCCAUCACAUCUUCUGUUGUAGUUUCUAGUUAGAUGGAGCAUUAUUCCUUUGUACCAAACAUUCUGCUCCCCUCUGUGCCAAACUUCCGUUGCAUGGGCUAAAUUCUCGAGAGGAAACGCCAGAUCAUCUGCAAGUCAUUCAUCCGAAGAAAUUAUUUUUUUUUUUCCUUUCAAGAACUGCUCCACUAACACCGAAAGGACACUUGUGGUUAUGUAUGUAUUAUUUAUCAUGAAGAGCUUUGGAGUUCUCACAAAAGUUAGCAUUUGCUACAUACAUUUUGGAUGUGAUCACAAUAAUUCGAGGAAUUGAAUAUGUGCAGCUUAUAUUUGUAAUAUAUCCUACACUGAAUGGGAGUUUUGUGUCCAACAAGCAGGUCCUUAUCAGGCCAGGUGAAUAUGCGUUUUAUUUUUUCUUCACGAGUGUUUUACCUAUCGCUAUUGUGCUGUGAUUGGCUAGUACAUUGCCUCAAAGCGUCCUUGUGAUUGGAUGCUAUGUGAAAUUUAUGAGUGGCAACGUGCUUUGUUUGGCUCAUUUUAGCUAAGUUAGCCUAAUACAUACAUACAUGUAGUUAGCUAACUAGCUUCCGUGUUUUCGUGCUACACUGGUUAAACGAAAUAAGCCAAACAACGUUGUCACUCAUCUGGCAGUAGCAAAGUGCUUUCCUACACUGUGACAAGAAAUUAAAACAUUUAAGUUAUAUUUUACUAAUUUAAAUCCAAGUUAGCUAGCUAGCUCGCUGAUUCCACUGUGCAUUAACAACAAUGCAUUAGCCCACUACUCAGUUUCUGUAACCAGUAUAGACUUAAAGUAUGGUGGAAUUAGCAAGCUAACUAGCUAGCAAGCCGCUAAAUUAGUAAAAUAAUCAACUUAAUGCUAUUGUGCGCAACUAUUCUAUAUUAAUGAACAACCGUUCCAUUCAAGCCAUUGCCAAAUGAGCUAAUACAAACGCUCAGUAUGGCUUUGUUUACAAAAGGCUGCCGUCUGGCGAAUCUCGAGCGAAGCGUUUUUAUGCCAACGCUGAGAAAGGACCUCGGCAACUUUCUUUGGAUACGAAGUGGGAAUACAAAUUACAAGAUGAUUAACUCUUCUAAAGAGUCCAUCAUGCUUUUUAAUCUUCUGUGUCCUUGAUUUGACGGGACAAACUCUACUAGCCACUGCUUGGAGGCGGGGUGGGGGUGGUGUGCGAUCACAGAAGGCUUGUAUCAUGUGGACACCGACAGUGUUGUUGCCAUUACUUAGAUUUCCUCAUGGGGGAGACAGAAACGACGCACUAUAGCUUUAAUGCUUCAUCCACCAACUUUGUGAAGGCAUAGGAAAGCAUAGAUCAUGGAUGUAUUAUAUUAACAGAUAGAUUUAUAGACAUACUGUAUAUAUAUACACACGAUAGGAAAGCUGAUAAUCUGAUGAUCAGUCGCCAGAUUAUCAGUCAAUAACAGGACUCGUCAAAGCAACAAGUGCUAGCCAAUCAAAGCACAGUAGGGGGGGACUAAGUGGAAAAUAAAGCGACUCACAUCCCCCAAAAAAACUAGAUCUAUCCCUGAGUGUAAUGUCAUGCUUCUCUGCCUUUCUACAAUUUCUACUGCUGCUAGAUCUGCCUUCGAAUACUGUAUAUAGGCUCCACCAUUCCUUCAUUCAACAUGAGUACCAUUCGUUUUGGUUGUUGUGCAUUUGUGAUUCUCUGCUGAAUGUAUAUGAUCAUGAUGGAUUUAUUUGGGGGUGGGGGGGGGGAUUCUUUUGCACUCAAUAUUGAGUUUGGGUGAGAAUGAAUAGCUUGAUUUUAAAACUGAGCUGUAUUAUUGACUGCUGUUAAUAAAGUACAUUAUAAAGAG
This is a messenger RNA of Etheostoma spectabile (orangethroat darter), 5118 nucleotides long. RefSeq names its product protein-L-isoaspartate (D-aspartate) O-methyltransferase domain containing 2b (gene pcmtd2b). The record is from RefSeq and is a predicted model, not a curated record. Lineage: Eukaryota; Metazoa; Chordata; Actinopteri; Perciformes; Percidae. Gene Ontology annotation, cellular component: cytoplasm. The coding region runs from base 255 to 1529 and encodes 424 amino acids. Gene Ontology annotation, biological process: protein modification process. The transcript is spliced from 7 exons. Gene Ontology annotation, molecular function: protein-L-isoaspartate (D-aspartate) O-methyltransferase activity.